AACAUAACAUCAUAUAACUAUCCAUUCUUUCUAAAUCAGGAAAGUUGCUUCAUUCAUCCCCAUCUCCCCCAUGGAAGAAGUCACCAAAGAUAACGAACGUCUUGAUUUUGGGAAGAUGGGUUACGGAUGCAAGCACUAUAGAAGAAGGUGUAUGAUUCGAGCUCCUUGUUGUAACGAGAUUUACGAUUGUCGUCAUUGUCACAACGAGGCUGCGAGUAUGUUGAAACGUGUGUACGAUCGUCAUGAGCUAAAUCGGUUUGAUGUGGAGCAAGUGAUUUGUUCAGUUUGUGACACAGAACAACCGGUUCAUCGUACAUGCACAAACUGUGGAGUUAAUAUGGGGGAGUACUUAUGUGAAAUCUGCAAAUUCUAUGAUGAUGAUAUUGACAAGGGUCUGUUCCAUUGCGACGAUUGUGGCAUCUGCAGAGUUGGUGGCCGUGAGAACUUCUUCCAUUGCAAUAAAUGUGGAUCUUGCUAUUCUAUCGGUUUACUUGAUAACCAUUCAUGUGUCGAAAACUCUAUGCACAAUCAUUGUCCGAUAUGUUAUGAGUAUCUAUUCGACUCGAUGAAAGACACUGCUGUCAUGAAAUGUGGGCACACGAUGCACCGUGAAUGUUACAUUGAGAUGAUAAAACGAGACAAAUUCUGCUGUCCACUAUGCACGAAAUCAAUAAUGGACAUGUCCGCAGCAUGGAAGAUGAUAGACGAAGAGAUUGAAGCUACUAUGAUGCCUGAUGAAUACAGGCGAAAGAAGAUUUGGAUAUUAUGCAACGAUUGCAACGACACAACAGAAGUUUACUUCCACAUAUUAGGACAUAAAUGCCGCCAUUGCAGAUCUUAUAAUACCCGGUCGAUUGCCCCUCCCGUUCUACCACAAGAAUGACCGAAUGCUGGUCUUCAUUUCGCAUCUUCAAUUGGGUUUGAUUCAUAUAUCUAUUAUAUAUUUGUUACACAUAUAUUAUGAACACUGGAUUAGCAUUUAUAUUUGCUGUAGACACACGGUUUUGGAGUGCCUCAGAAACAUUUAGCUACCCAAUUCUUCCUCAACUUGUGUGGAUUGAAUUGAAGUAGGCUUUACUAAAUUACUAGAUAUCGUUGUAAAACUACUAUAGAUAUCUUAUGUUUGUAUUUGUGUCGUCUUAUA
This is a messenger RNA of Helianthus annuus (common sunflower), 1144 nucleotides long. RefSeq names its product E3 ubiquitin-protein ligase MIEL1. The record is from RefSeq and is a predicted model, not a curated record. Gene Ontology annotation, biological process: protein ubiquitination; ubiquitin-dependent protein catabolic process. NCBI's taxonomy places the organism in Eukaryota, Viridiplantae, Streptophyta, Magnoliopsida, Asterales, Asteraceae. Gene Ontology annotation, molecular function: ubiquitin protein ligase activity; zinc ion binding. The transcript is spliced from 12 exons. Gene Ontology annotation, cellular component: nucleus. The coding region runs from base 71 to 883 and encodes 270 amino acids.